Messenger RNA from Phytomonas sp. Hart1, 1253 nucleotides. The record is from the annotation of a GenBank genome assembly. Lineage: Eukaryota; Euglenozoa; Kinetoplastea; Trypanosomatida; Trypanosomatidae.
UGUAUCAAAGACUUAUACAAUGUCUAUUGCUGAUAUUCCCAUUCAAUAUGUGGGUGAAGAUAUUCAAGAUUUCCCAAUUGACAGCGCAUCUUCUAAUUCAUCAACGAGCACUUCCUUCGUGCACCACGGUCUUCAUGGAGAGCAAAGUAAUCUUUAUGAGCUGACAAAUAUGUGGUUUCGCGCUGGAAAGUCAUUUCCACCACUGCAGGGGUUGAUUUCAGGGGUGCAUCAGUUCGCCGUUAUUAUUGGUGUCGAGGAGUCCAUCGUGUGGGUUCUUUUUAGCGUGUUGGUCGUUCUUUUCGUCUACCGUGUUAUUUUUCGCACGGUAUUCAAAGCCAUUUUUCGCAAUCGCCGGGAUCUGGUUCUUCUGAUUGGUUUGCCAUCGAGCGGUAAGACAGCGCUUCUUUCUCAAAUCGCCUAUGGCUGUGUACCCUCAACACAAACCAGCAUCCAGUCGAACCGACUGAAGGUGGAGAUAAAAAAAAAGAGGAAUACCGUUCAACGUACGAUUGUCGAUCACCCCGGCCAUCAACGGCUGCGAGGUUCUUUGCCCACAUUCCUGGCGAGCACCCAUAAGUUAGUUGUCGUUAUCAAUUCCAUAACUAUCCACAACGAUUUCGAUGAAGGCGCCCAUGCACUUGCAGACCUCCUCGUGGUGGUUUUUCAGUCUCCUGCAUUUGUUGGGGUGAAGGCGGUACUUUUUGCGUGCACAAAGCGGGACGAACCAACCAGUUAUUCCGCCAAAGCCGUUCAGAAGUUAUUGGAAGGGGCGAUGGCUAAAGCGUUGGUAUCACGGAAAGGCGACCUCGAUCGCGUUAAGAUGGUGAUGGAUUCGAAUGGAAAAGCCAUAGGAAAGGUAUCGCACUCCAAGAAUACGGGCCGCGGCGGCGUGCUUCAGGUGGAUAAACAGGGUUGCUUUUCAUUUGAUCAACUAGGAGUACCAUACCGUUUUGUCGAGAUUAGCAGCUUCCCUAACGAAGCUAUACACCCAUUUAAUGUUAAGCCUGUGCUUGAUUUUGUAGUCUAAUCAGUGGUGCCUUGUCGAUUCAAUCUUUGCUAUAAAGGAAUAUGACUAGAUUUUUUUCUUUUAAAAAGAAGUAUUAAGGCCUGUUAACGUGUAUGUUUGACACACUGUUAAAUUAUUUAAUUUUUUAACGGGGAAAAAAUUAAAUGGACGACAAAACCAAUUGAAUAGGCAAAGCAAACAACAGACAUUGAUGGUAACUGGGUCUUUUACAAUCCAAUAAUCAAAA